GCCUGCUCUUAGGAGAUUCCUGGUAUGACAUGUGACACGACUCGGGACUAGUAUGUGACUUACUGCUGACUUCUUGACCUAUUAAUAAUCAGGCAACUAAGAAAGUAAUUCACAAGACCAAAGUAAGACUCAUUUCUAAAAAAAACAUUUAUUGUAUUUUGAGGACAGAAGAAUAUGGCAUUUGGAAGAUAUGCAGUGAAUGAAUGUAAGCAUUUAAAAGUCACUGAAGUUAUGGGCGCAGGAGUUUCCGGAUACUGUCUUAUCUUCUUACCUUCCUUAAUAUUCGAGUAGACGGUAAGGAAAGAGAAGGGGGUGUAUUUGUUAUUAAGGAGAAAAUGUAAUGGAGUAAAUCUAGAGGGAUAUCAAUUAUACCUCAUUGACAAGGUCCAAAGAAGGCCAACAUGUUUGUCUUAAGUUGCUUUUAUCAUUCAUACAUAGAAAUCUUGCCAGCAUUUUAAAUAUGUAAAAAGGGGGAAAUGGGGGCACACUCGGAACAUGCAUUUCUCAGAUGUGGUGGUAAAGACCAAAAUCUAUGGAAAAUACAGAUUAAAGGACCACUCUAGGCACCCAGACCACUUCAGCUUAAUGAAGUGGUCUGGGUGCCAGGUCCAGCUAGGAUUAACCCAUUUUUUUAAUAAACAUAGCAGUUUCAGAGAAAAUUCUAUGUUUACAAAUGGGUUAAUCCUCCCUCCAAUUCCUCUAGCGGCUGUCUUAUUGACAGCCGCUAGAGGCGCUUGCGUGAUUCUCACUGCGAAAAUCACAGUGAGAGCAUAAAAGCGUCCAUAGGAAAGCAUUGCCGCGCGUGCGCAUUCAGCCGAAUGGGAGGAGAGGAGGAGGAUCGGAGGAGGAGAGCUCCCCGCUGGAAAAAGGAACGUUUUUAUCCCUUUCUUCUCCCCAGAGCCGGGCGGGAGGGGGACCCUGAGGGUGGGGGCACUCUCAGUGCACUAUAGUGCCAGGAAAAAAAGAGUGUUUUCCUGGCACUAUAGUGGUCCUUUAAGGAACAGCGCACACACAAGAUAUAAUAUAGCUUUAAAUUUUACAAGGCCACCAUAUGGCCAUGUCUUGUGACGCCCACCACUAUGUAACAGUACCCCAAAAUCGGUGGGUCCUACACUAAUGUUGUGUGUGCUACUCCUUAAUUUAUAGCACCAAAAACACACUUGAACCAGAGGUGUACAGCAAUAGUGGAAAUAUAAUAUAUAUAAAAAAUACAAAACCUUAAACACUUCUUGUUCCCUUAAUCUGUAUUUUGAAUAGCAUAUAUUGCCAUUGUAUGUAGGAUGAGUUUGAUAUGUGACAGGCCUAGGUUUUAUCGGUAACAUGAGCAAAAUCUUGUUUGAGAACUAAGCAUGGACUCACCAAAGGCAAACUAUGCAGUUUUUACACAUUCUCCAAUCUUUUGUCAGAACAAAUGGUCAAACUCACUUAAAGGGUCACUAUAGUCACAAGAACCACUACAGCUUCAUGUAGUGGUUCUGGUGUCUAUCGCUUGUCCCUGGAGUCUUUUUAAUGUAAACAUUGCCUUUUACAUUGGUGCCUCGUAACACCUGUAGAGGUGUCUCCACGCUCUCCAUGGAGAAGCUUAACAUUCCCCAUUGAGUCGAGGAGAUUCGGUUGGAAAACAUUGGAUUAGCUGACAUCAUAAAGUUUGGCGAACUCACCCAUGAAUGCGGGGCCAGCUGAGGCGAGACAGGAACGGUCUGAGGGAAAAAGGUAGGUUUAAAACCUUUUCAAAGCAAUCUCAGGGGGAGCUAAAUAGUUUCACACUAUAGUGUUAGAAAUACGUUUGUAUUCCUAACACUAUAGUGUCCCUUUAAGUAAAAUACAGGAUGCUAUAUACAUGUUAUUUUUCUUUGUUCCUCAACCGUUUUACAGAUUUUUGGUCUACCAGAAUAGAUUUUGCUGUUAGUAGUUGUUUGUGCCUCAUUAAUACGGUCGUAGUCGUGUAUGCCAUUUUAGAGUACACUGCACUAUUCAUAAAUAUCUAAUUAUUAUUUACUUAUUUUUAAAGUCAUAUGUAGUUCAAGUCAUCAUAUUGUUCUAAAUCUAGGUUGGGAAAUGUCUAUUCAAACAUGUGAUGUUAAAUGUGUUCUCUUCAUUGUCUCUUACAGGUUUUACAAUUUCAAUAAAAAGAAGCGUCUGGUGAACACUCCGUACGUGGACAAUUCAUGCAAAUGGGCAGGUGGUGGUUUCCUGUCCACAGUGAGCGACCUCCUCACCUUUGGAAACGUUCUCUUGUAUAGUUACCAAGCUAAGGCCAAUUCUCAGAUACUGCCCGGAUACCUCAAAUCAGACACCAUCUCUAUGGUUUGGAGACAGGUGCCGAACACUGAAAUGUCCUGGGACAAAGAUGGCAAAUAUGCAAUGGGCUGGGGGGUUGUGGAAAGGAAGCUGGAUUUUGGUCAGUGUAAGCACCAGAGGCAUUAUGUGUCCCAUACAGGAGGAGCAGUAGGGGCCAGCAGUGUUUUACUAAUCCUACCCGAAGAAGAUGAUCAUAGUAGAUUCAGUAAUCUGGAGGAAAGACCACCAAAAGGGGUGGUAGUUACUAUAGUAGCCAACAUGCAAGGUACUGGUCUCAACAGCACAGCACUGAAAAUCGCAUUGGAGUUUGAGAAAGACAAGAUGAAAUGCUCCUAAGAUCAUACAUAUAAAAUGCUAGUAGAACAUGGGUGAUCACAAGGCAGAACCCAGCUUUUGCAAAACUACAACUCCCACGUUGCAUUACCAGCUCUAAGGAUGACAAAACAUUAUGUGAGCUGUAGUUUAGCAAAGGUGGGGAUUUACUUCCUGGAUGCCACUUGUGCCAACUUAUUUUAUUCAGCCAUAAUGAUUAAUUCAUUGAAGGGGUUAAUUUACUGUGCAAUACAAAUGUGAUUUUCAACUGAUUAUGGUUUAAAAUGUAAUGAAACAUGAUGCGAUCCCAAGUCAUUCAUUAGUAGCUCCAACAGUAAUAGUAUUACAGUAGUCUUUGUCCGCCAAUCCAAUGAUUGGUAUUCCUUCCUUGUGCGGCCAUCAAUCUUUGUUAUGGGCAAUGAGAUGUUUGGUUUCAGGCACUCUGAACAGCGCAAAGGAGGUACUUACACAGCUGUAUAACUACGCACAGAUGAUAUGCUUUGUUAAUUACAUAAUCGGUGAAACGGUAUGAGAAAAAAAAAAAAGCUAAAAUUGUUUCAACAUCAACCUUUGUUAGAUCUUUUGCUGAUUCAGAGGAAAGUUAAGUGUUAAUAGAUUAACCUUUGCUAACUGCAGUUUAACAGCUAUAUAUUUAUGAUAUCAAUAGAAUUGACAUUUACAGCUUUUAAAAUAUAACAAAGGAAUUCUUUUAGUAUGAAAGAUAUUAUAUAUAUAUAUUUAUCCCUAAAUCCACAUUGAGCAGAAGCACUCAUCCAACCAGAGCCUAUACAGCAGGGGUCCUCAACCUCAAACUCCAGCCCCCCAGAUGUUGCUGAACUACAACUCCCAUGAUUCUCUGGCUAUCUAUGUAAUUCAAAGAAUCAUGGGAGUUGUAGUUCAGCAACAUCUAGGGGGCUGGAGUUUAAGGACCCCUGCUAUACAGGUACCAAGUUAUAGUUCAGGAGCACAGAGCACUGACACCAUACACAAGCUGUAGGUAUCUUAAGUGUGCUCAGAGGUAGUUUCAGGCAAUUAAAAAUGUGUAUGCUCAGCUGUCAGCUAAGUAGUGCUUCCAACAACAGAGGGCUUAAAGAUGGCUGCACAGAGGAAAUGGAAGUAGCAAGACACACUAAAAAGUGGUAUUUGCCACAUGACCAAAUUCAUUAUGUGUCCCAUAUAUGAGGAGCUGUGGGGCCACAGCAUUUAACGUAUAUUGCCUAAAGAUUUAGAUCAUGGUCUAAUCAACAACCAAAUGGCUGCCUAGAAAUAGGGAGUGAUAGUUACUAAAAUAGCUAAGGUAGUAUAAUUCAUAUAUAUUGAAAAAAAAAGUGCUUUUCUUUUCAAUGUGUAAAUCGUUUUAAAUGUGCCCAUCCCAUUGGCAUAACACUAUUGAAUUUCAAUACAGAAGAGACAAAUCUCAUAAGAUAUUAAUGUCCAGAAUUCAUCUCUGCUUUCAUGAUGCCUAAUGCAGAGCCCACCCACAUGAAGAUUAUUAACUAACAGAACGUGUGACAAAUCGAAAAUGGCUGCUUUCACUGAUAAAGUGCUACAGAAUCUGUUGGCGCUAUAUAAAUGGCAAUAAUAAUAAUAAUAAUAAUAAUAAACAAAAAGUUUAAGUGGGAUUUUAAAAUGUAGCCAUCGAUCAUAAAGAUCUUGGAACACCAUUAAAUAAUUUUAGCGAGUGUACAGUGUUGCAAAUUACAGGUUGUAAAAUUACAGACAUUCCUGGAGACUAUUCAAUGAUGUUCUAUAUUUUAAGGGGAAAGAAAUUUUAUAAAAAUUGUUUUUCCAUAAUCCGCUGAUGUAUACAUUUUGCAUAUUUAAGUUUUUCAUAAAUCUCUUCAAAAGAACUUUAAAAACUGCAUUGGAGUUACAAUCACAAAAUAUUCAAGAGAUAAAAUUGGGAAUAGUUUGUGUGAUUGAAAUAAAGCUUUUUAGGCAAAAUGUGUCAAUACGCGAACAUUCAAGCACCUUCUGCUCCCAUAUCUUAGAAUUUCCCGUCAGCCAUAGCAAGCAAUGGUAGGAAUAUUCAUUCAUGCACAAUAUAUACUCAUAGCUUAUCAUUUAACAUUCUUGGGAUCAGCUGUAGAUUGUCCAUAGAAACCGGAUAAGCACAAUAUUCUUAUUCUUAGGAUCACACUUCAUAUGUCACACUUUGUUUUAAUCCUACUAACCAAACUACCCUACUGGAAAAGGAAUGCAAAUGGUUCUUGCAAAUCUUAGGUCAAAAUAUCUGAAUUUGGAAUCCCCUGUUAAUUUCUAUAGAAUUUUAAUUAUGGUGGAUAUCAGUGUAUAUUAAUUAUCAAGCAGAAAAAUGCCCACUCCCCCUGACUUUAACCCAGGGCAGCAAGUGGCCCUCGAUUCCCUACUAAAAUUACUUUUCAUUAAUGGGACACUCCAGAACUACAAAGCACUUUAGCUGACUACCGUGCUUUAUAUGUCAAGUGUGUCCUGUUUUCAUUUUACAAAAGUGAAGAUUUCAACAAAAAUUGCCCUGCAACAAUUGCUCAAUGAGCUGCAUUGUGAAGUCUCUGCGCGGAAAAAAGGGGAGGACUUGACAAGUAAUCUGCAGCAUUUGCCGGCUGCUUUAAGAUAUACCCCUAAUGAAAACCAUGCAUAAAUGUAUGAUUGUUUUCAUUUGGGGUUUAUCUACUAAAAGGUGAUUUGUUUCAUUUGGGCAGCAGAGUGUCCCUUUUAAUUAGUGUUCCUGAAGUCCUCUCCUACCUGCAUACAUUGGACAUUGCAUGGAAUGUAUUAUAAUUGUGCCAAUUUCUUGUAAUUCAGAAAUGUCUACACUGGUUACAUAAUAGCCACGUAGAAAUGUGAAUUUACUUUAUGUUUUAACCAGAUACUUUGUGCUAUUAUGUGUAAGAUUGCAUGGGGGUAUCUUACCAGAUGAAUGGAAAGUCCAAAAUAAAGGUGCAUUCACAUGUCUGAAAUUAUUUCUUUUUCUCCUUUGUCAUUUAUAGACUGAGAAGGACCCUUGGAAGUGUACGAAUAUUUACUGAUCUAGAUAUUGAACUGAG
Pelobates cultripes (western spadefoot toad) is the source of this 5639-nucleotide messenger RNA. Lineage: Eukaryota; Metazoa; Chordata; Amphibia; Anura; Pelobatidae. The record is from the annotation of a GenBank genome assembly.